Messenger RNA from Schistosoma mattheei, 429 nucleotides. Lineage: Eukaryota; Metazoa; Platyhelminthes; Trematoda; Strigeidida; Schistosomatidae. The record is from the annotation of a GenBank genome assembly.
AUGGAUGAUAAGUGUGAACAAAUAAUACAUCAUAAUGGCAGUGAUUAUCACCAGAAGGAGACAAAUAAUACAAGUAGCAUUCACCACACUACCAUUACUACUACUACUACUACUACUACUACUACUACUACUACUACUACUACUACUACUACUACUACUACUAUUACGACUAUUACUACUACUACUACUACUACUACUACUACUACUACUACUACUACUACUACUACUACUACUACUACUACUACUACUACUACUACUACUACUACUACUACUACUACUACUACUACUACUACUACUACUACUACUACUACUACUACUACUACUACUACUACUACUACUACUACUACUACUACUACUACUACUAUUACGACUAUUACUACUACUACUACUACAUAUUUAUUUAUAUUAUUAAAAAUGUCAAGUUUAUAA